AUGUCGUCCGGCGCGACGCCAUCAGCCGUGGCCGAGGGCAUCACGGAUCCUACCCAGCGACGCUUUCGAGGCAGCGCAAAGAUCUCGGAGUAUGAGGUGAUGAAGGAGAAGCUCGGCGAGGGCACGUUUGGAGUCGUCUCCAAGGCGAAGUCGAAACGGACGGGCAACAUGGUCGCGCUCAAGAAGAUCCUCAUGCACAACGAGAAGGAGGGCUUCCCCAUCACAGCAUUGCGAGAGGUCAAGCUACUCAAAAUGCUGAGCCACCCCAACAUCUUGACGCUGGAGGAAAUGGCAGUGGAGCGGCAGCAACUUGACGACAAGGGCAAGAGCGGCAAGAAGCGUGCCACCCUCUAUAUGGUCACGCCAUACAUGGACCACGACCUGAGCGGGAUGCUGACAAACCCCGACAUUCGCUUCACCGAUGCACAGGUGAAGUGCUAUAUGCUGCAGUUGCUGGAAGGUUUGCGAUAUUUACACGAUUCGAGAAUCUUGCACCGCGAUAUGAAGGCAGCAAAUAUCCUCAUAUCGAAUCGCGGAAUCCUGCAGAUUGCUGACUUCGGUCUGGCACGGCAUUACGACGGAGAGACACCAGUGCCUGGGCAAGGUAAUGGUAAGGCUGUUCGUGACUACACCAGCCUAGUCGUAACCAGAUGGUAUCGACCACCCGAGCUGUUGCUGACUUUGAAACGCUAUACGCCUGCCAUCGACAUGUGGGGAGUGGGCUGCGUGUUCGGCGAGAUGUUCGAGCGGAAGCCUAUCCUCGAAGGACGCUCAGACAUAGACCAGUGUGUACGAAUCUUCAAGCUUGUUGGAAACCCUACAGACGACAGCAUGCCAGGGUGGUCAGAACUGCCUGGGUGUGAAGGUCAGCGAGAUUGGGAGAGGUCCCGCGGCAACAUCGACGAACGCUUCAAGUCAAUUGGCAAGGAAGGUCUGGAUCUGCUGAAGCAAUUGCUAUGCCUCGAUUGGCGAAGGCGGAUCAACGCGAUCGAUGCAUUGCAGCAUCCGUACUUCAAGGUCGAUCCACUACCAGCAAAGCCAGGGUCUCUACCACGAUACGAAGACAGCCACGAGCUUGAUGCUCGAAGACGUGGCAACCAACAAAAAGCACGAGCUGCGCUCCCUCCUGCGCCGGCAGGCGGUACCGUUGGCCUUGGCCCGAACGAGGACAGAUUUCCGAACUCCUAUCAGAACGGCUAUGGCUACGAUGACAGAGGGCCGCGUGGAGGAUAUGGUCGCGAUCGAGGGCCACCUGGCGUGCAGAACGGACCACCGAGAUACGAUGACAGAAGACCACCACCUGCUGCUGGUGCACGAGAGCCAGCGUAUCGACAGGCUGACCGCGCUUUACCACGAGGGCCUCCACAGAACGGUCAUCAGCUACCUCCAAGACCUGACAAUGUGCCGGGUCGACCGUCGGAAGUCCCAACACGAGGACCACCACCAUCCGAGCGAGCACCUCCUAGAGGCGGACCGAACCUGGACACAUACAUACCUUCAUAUCAGAGUGGCGAACGACCGCGAUAUGAUGAUCGUGGCCCACUGCCACCACGAGACGACCGAAGAGAUCCUUACGAUCGACCACGUCGAGACAGCCGUGAAGGCUACAGAGACGCAUACCGCGAUCCAGAUGCACCACCGCCACGGCCGUAUCGCGACGAUGGCCCAGGACGGGCACCAGGGUCUCGAGGCGACCCGUAUCGAGAUCGAGGAUAUCCUCCAUCACGAGACGAGCAGCGGCGGACGAGGAGCAGAAGUCCCGACCGGCUACGUCGAGAAAGACUUCAGGAUAGGGAGCGGGAUCUUUACAGGCGUUAG
Fulvia fulva is the source of this 1818-nucleotide messenger RNA. Its product is annotated as Serine/threonine-protein kinase bur1. Gene Ontology annotation, cellular component: nucleus. Gene Ontology annotation, molecular function: cyclin-dependent protein serine/threonine kinase activity; ATP binding. The transcript is spliced from 4 exons. Lineage: Eukaryota; Fungi; Ascomycota; Dothideomycetes; Mycosphaerellales; Mycosphaerellaceae. The coding region runs from base 1 to 1818 and encodes 605 amino acids. Gene Ontology annotation, biological process: protein phosphorylation. The record is from RefSeq and is a predicted model, not a curated record.